AUGACAUCUAAACCAAUUCUAUCAUUAUCACCAGCUCAAUCGAAAUAUUUAUAUGAAAAUAAAUAUCAAACAAAAUAUGAUCAACCAUUUAAUAUGAAUUGGAAUUCGUAUUCGAAAACAGAUCGAAGAACGAAUUCUUCCCAUUUUCAACGUUCGACUCUAUCCAAUCGAUCGUAUGACCAUAAUCAUAUACCAUAUGCUUCAAAUGUCUAUGGUGUAUAUCGCCGCCCACCAUCUAAUAUAAAAUCUCCGCUUUCCGUAUAUACAAAUCCAAGUAGAUGUACUACUAAUCAAAGAAGUCAAUCUCAUCAUUCUCAGCGAAAUCAAUUAUCUCGUAGUAUUAGUGAUGAUUAUUACUAUCCUAAAUAUGACGAUCUAAAUGGUCUUAUCAAUGCUAUUUAUGGUGAUGAGAAGAAGAAUGAAAAUAAUAAAUAUGAAUAUAAUGAAGAAAAUUGUUCUAAUAUUUUCAAAUACACCUUGGAUAAUACAGGUAAUGUCAUCUUACCUAUGGCAACAUAUGAAAAUGUUAGACAUAUAAAUACACCUAAUAUUAAUAAUAAUAACAACAAUCUUCAUUCUUUAUCAACACCAUUAACUCAUGAUUCAUAUGAUUAUUCAUCAGCUACAUACAGUCAACAAGUAAAUUCGAAAUCAUCUACAAUGCCAAAGGAUCAUUAUCAAAAUGCAACAACAACAACAACUAGACACGAUAUUAUUCCAUCAGAAAACGGAACUAAUUAUUUAACAUCAUCUGAUAUGGAUUCAAGUGCAAAGUCGAAUGAAACAACAAAACGAGUGAAUCAUACAAAUGGAAAAUUUUCUCUACAAAAAAUGAUACGUCAAGGUUUUUCCUCAUGGCGUACAAGAAAAAAGCCACCAUCAUUAUCAACAUCAACUAUACCAACAAAUAUUUCAACACCAUCUUCACCCCCUUUAUCUACUGGACGUUAUAUGACAACUGAUAAUGAUCUAUCACAAGUUCAUCCAUCGACAACUAUACGUUCAAUAUCAACUGAUUUAACUUCAAAACCAAUGUCAUCACAACGAAUUAUUGUUACAGAACAAAUUGCUCCUUCAACAGUUCGACCAAAUACCGUUGAUUGUGCGACAGUAGAUUUUGAUCGACCAUCAACGAAUAUUCGUGGUUAUAUUCAGUCACCUUGGGAUAAUUCUUCGACGUCAAUUACUUCUAAUACUAAUAAUACAGAAUCGAUAUUUCGAUCAGAAGCUUCAUCAACCAGUCGAAUAUUACCGACGCAAUUUACUGAAAAUACAAAACCAAUGACGCCAUUGUCAAUAAUACCAGCAUCUGUUAGUGUUUCAACAACGACAGAAACAACAAAUAGUACAACGCCUUUAACAUUAUCAUCAUUCAAUUCAUCUAAAAUUCCACCUCCUGUUGCUCCUAAACCUGAUAUAAAUCGUCUUACACCAAUACGUUCCAAUUAUUUAAAUAAUAAUCUUUCACCAUCUAAUUCAUCAUUCUCAACUGUUACAACAACUUCAUUUUCUCCUUUAACAUCUAAUACAAUUGAACAACGUCAUGUUGCUUUUUCCGAUAGUCUUAUAUCAAAUCAAUUUAUACCAAUUAAUGAUUCAAUACAUGAUGAUAAUAUUAUUUAUGCUAAUAUUAAUCCAUCAACUAUAACAUUAAAAGAAAAAUUUCAAGUACAAAAUUCACCUGUAAAUAAUCGAAAUACUUCAUCUCCAACAUUAAUACCAAAUAGUAUCAAUGAAAAACAAAUUUCUAAUACAACAAGUAAUACAUCAUCAUCAUCGCCAUCAACAAAUUCUUCAUCAACACCAAUAAUUCAAACAACAAAACAAAGCAUUAUACAAGAUAUCGAUACAACUAAAUAUGAAGAAAUUCCAGCUAAAGAACCUGAUCUAUCACGACAACCUGAAAAAAGUGCAUUAAAAAAACCAAAUGGUGUUAAACGUCGUGUUAUACCUGUUUUUCGAGAAAAUCAACGACCAUCACCACGACCAAGUCCUAAAUUACAACCUGUUGUUCUUCUAUCUCCAUCAUCAAUAAAAACAGCAGUAAACGAUGAACAAAAUGACAAUUCAGAUGAAAAUUCUUCAUCCGAUGAGGAAAAUCAUGAACCAAAAAAACGUUUUGCUAAUGUACAACGUAAUGAUUCAUUAGCACGUUUUCUUAAGGAUCGGCCAUUACCAGAUGAAUUAUAUGAUAAACAUAUUCUUGUUAAAUCCUUUGAUGAACGUAAAAAUGAACGUGAAACUAUUGAAACAAAAUUAGAACGUAAAUUAUCAUUACGUCCAAGACCUGAAGAACUUGAAGCACGAAAUAUUUUACGUGCUAAAACACAAGCUGAAUUAAUAGCAGAAAAAGAAGAGAAAAAACGUUAUUUAAUACGAAAACUAAGUUUUCGACCAAGUAUUCAAGAACUUCGAGAUCGAAAAAUUAUUCGUUUUUGUGAUUAUAUUGAAGUAUCCGACUGUGAUGAUGUGGAUCGUCGUGCUGAUAAACCAUGGACACGUUUAACGCAAAGAGAUAAACAACUUAUACGAAGAGAACUUAAUGAAUAUAAAAGUUCCGAAAUGGAAAUUCAUCCAGAAAGUGCAAAAUAUACGCGUUUUCAUCCACCUUAG
Molecule: messenger RNA, 2613 nt
Organism: Rotaria sp. Silwood2
Lineage: Eukaryota; Metazoa; Rotifera; Eurotatoria; Philodinida; Philodinidae
Source: the annotation of a GenBank genome assembly